UGCAUGCCUCUCUGAAAACAGAUGCAUCUCUUGCGUACUGGAAUGAUACAAACGUGACCAUCAGAAGAAUCAAGUAUUUAUGAUUUUAUGUGGAUAUUUUAAAAGUGAAAUUACAGAGUAAGGCUUGUUAAACUGUUUAGAGAAUCUGUCUUUGGAUUCUACCAGUCUAUUAAUAUUAUACUGUUGUUAAUAUUAAUGGGAUACACUGGGAUAAAUUCACUUGCCGAAACAAAUAUUUCUACUAAAAAUGUCUUUCUUCCAGACUUCAUUGAGAAAUGAGGUUCCUGUUCUUGAUUAUAUACCUUUACUCAGGCUACUUUUGUAAGUUACAUUUUCUAUUUUAGUUUUUCAUAUGAUUAUAGUGUCCUUUUCAUUUAAUGUUUCUGCAUAUAUUCUCUUUGCAUUUUCAGAUGCACAAUGUCAGGUGGUGGUGGUUAUGCAAAAGGACCCUCUAAUAAUGGCUGAACUUGGAGCCAAUGUGACAAUUCUUUGUAAUUAUUCCUCCGACUUAAUGAAUAAAGUUUCAUGGUACAAGCAGACUAUCGGAAUGAGACCACUACUAGUUGCAGACUCUCAGCGCUACUCAAAAGAAGCCACAUUUUAUAAUGGUUUUGACAAAAACCAUUAUAUUGUACAGAAUGAAGAUGGCAGUUGUGCUUUGAGCAUUGUAAAAACAGAGCAGUCUGAUUCUGCGACCUACUACUGUGCCGUGGCUUUUAUGAAUAUCAUUACUUUUGGAGAUGGAACUGUUUUGCUGAUCAAAGAUUCUGAAUGUGCACAUUAUUCCAGCCACACACUUCUCCAGCAGCCUGUGUCAGAGCCAGUUCAUCCAGGAAACUCUGUGACUCUGCAGUGUACAGUCCUCACUGAGAUCUGUGCCAGAGGACACAGCGUCUAUUGGUUCAGACAUGGUUCAGAAGAGUCUCAACCAGGAAUUAUUUAUAUUAACGGACACAGCAAGAGUCAGUGUCAGAAGAGCUCUGCAGCUAACUCUUCUACAGAGAGCUGUGUGUAUGAGCUCACAAAGAGGAAUCUCAGCCUCUCUGAUGCUGGGACUUACUACUGUGCUGUGGCUCUUUGUGGAGAGAUACUGUUUGGGAAUGGAACUACACUGUUCUUCAAAGAAACCAAAAUGGAGACAUGGAAACUCCCUGUCUUAGCACUUGCAUCAUCAAACAUCAUAACUGUAACUGUGGUUGUAAUGCUUAUCAGAAUGUUGCAAAAGUAUCGACAAAAAGACUCUUUAACUGCUCAAACAAUACAAGUGAAUCAGGUUGAUGACAAGGAUUCCUUGAAUUAUGCUGCUUUAAGUUUUUCUCAUAAACCGGCAUCUUCAGAAAAAUCAAGAGCAAAACCCAUUAAAGACAAAUCUGUGUAUGCACAAGUCAGACUGUGAAAACCUUUAUUUUCCUUAUAAGCAAGCAUGUAAAUACACCAGAUACAAGUCUGGUAAAACUUGUCAAAAUACACUUGUACAAAUAAAAACAUAAAAUUCCUCACAAUAAAAAUGUUUUUA
Messenger RNA from Electrophorus electricus (electric eel), 1516 nucleotides. RefSeq lists its product as uncharacterized. Lineage: Eukaryota; Metazoa; Chordata; Actinopteri; Gymnotiformes; Gymnotidae. Gene Ontology annotation, biological process: response to bacterium. The record is from RefSeq and is a predicted model, not a curated record.